Molecule: messenger RNA, 1840 nt
Organism: Trichomycterus rosablanca
Lineage: Eukaryota; Metazoa; Chordata; Actinopteri; Siluriformes; Trichomycteridae
Gene: api5
Product: apoptosis inhibitor 5
Exons: 14
Coding region: 200-1786 (528 amino acids)
Biological process (GO): negative regulation of apoptotic process
Cellular component (GO): nucleus
Molecular function (GO): RNA binding
Source: RefSeq, a predicted model, not a curated record
CGCAUGAGAACGUCAACGGCGAGUUAGUACACAGGCUAAAGGCUAGCGAGUAAACUGAAGCGUCUUGCUUCUUAUUGUUUACUAAGUCUGAUGUUGUAGCAUUAUAUCAGAUUUAGAGUGGUGCUGUGUAGAUAGGGAGGGGUUUCAGUUGAAACAUUAACUAUUUACUUUUGUUCUUCUAUUGGAAACACGUACACAGAUGGCGGCUACAGUGGAGGAGUUGUAUCGAAACUACGGGAUCCUGGCCGACGCCAAGGAGGAUCUGAGCCAGCAUAAAGAUGCCUACCAGAUUAUUUUAAGUGGCGUGAAAGGAGGCCCGAAGGAGAAGCGUUUAGCUGCACAGUUCAUUUCAAAAUUCUUCAGCAGUUUUCCAGACCUGGCAGAUGCCGCGAUUAAUGCUCAGUUGGAUUUGUGUGAAGAUGAAGAUGUGUCGAUUCGAAGGCAGGCCAUCAAAGAACUUCCGCGCUUUGCUGCUGGAGAGAAUUUACCCAGGGUAGCAGACAUCCUGACUCAACUACUGCAGACAGAGGACUCAGCAGAAUUCAACCAAGUAAACACUGCCUUAGUCUCCAUAUUCAAAAUAGAUCCAAAAGGCACACUUGGUGGACUUUUUAGCCAAAUUCUGCAUGGUGAAGAUGUUGUACGAGAUAGAGCAAUAAAAUUCAUCUCCAACAAACUGAAAACAAUUCCAGAAGACACCAUGACUAAGGAGGUAGAGGAAUACAUCCUCACAGAGACAAAAAAGGUUUUGGAGGAUGUGACAGGAGAAGAGUUUGUGCUGUUGAUGCGGGUGCUCUCUGGCAUGAAAAGCCUGCAGACAGUCAGUGGAAGACAGCAGUUGGUGGAGCUGGUGGUGGAGCAGGCCUUUCUGGAACAGGCCCUUAAUCCUGCUGAUACCGACAGUGUAGAUCGCCUGCUGCAGUGCACACGCCAAGCUUUGCCGCUGUUCUCGAAAAAUGUGCAUUCCACUCGAUUUGUGACAUACUUCUGUGAACAUGUUCUGCCUAAUCUCAGCAUGCUCACCAGUCCUGUGGCAGAGUUGGACAUUCAGCUUGAAGUUCUUAAACUGCUGGCUGAAAUGAGUCCUUUCUGUGGCGACAUGGACAAACUUGAAUCCAACCUUACAAUGUUGUUUGAGAAACUACUGGAGUUUAUGCCCUCACCACCUGAAGAAGAGAAUGGGGAGAACUCUGAAAGUGAGGAGCCCAAGCUCCAGUUCAGCUAUGUUGAAUGCUUGCUCUUCAGUUUCCACCAGCUUGGUAAAAAGUUGCCAGAUUUCCUUAUUGACAAGAUUAAUGCUGAAAAAUUAAAGGACUUUAAAAUCAGGCUGCAGUACUUUGCAAGAGGAUUACAAGUGUACAUUCGACAACUUCGUGUGGCCUUGCAAGGCAAGACUGGUGAUGCACUGAAGACUGAGGAAAAUAAAAUCAAAGUGGUGGCUUUAAAAAUCACCAACAACAUCAAUGUACUCAUCAAGGAUCUUUUCCACAAUCCUCCAUCCUACAAGAGCACAGUAACAUUGUCUUGGAAACCAGUACAGAAAACAGAGGCAGCAGCUGUGGUCGGACAGAAACGAUUAUCUGGUGAGGAUGUGAACACAGGAGCAAGUCUAAAGAAAGCACCGACAUUGCCUAGAAGGGAUGCUCGGCAAAUAUACAACCCCCCUAGUGGAAAAUACAGUGCUACUAUUGGCAGCUUCUCUUAUGAACAAAGAGGUGGAUUCAGAGGCGGACGGGGUCGAGGCUUUGGAGGAAGGGGAAACAGGAGUCGAGGCCGAAUCUACUAAAGAUGGGCUACAUACAGUUUUUAGAUUUCCAUUAAACACACCUGAUGGACUGCA